AUGCGUAUAAGUGGGCUGGUCUGGGAGUUCUUCACGGAUCUGCGAGGUCAUGGGCUGGCUGGUGUGCGUUGUAGGUUCUGUCAUUGGGUGACCAAUGAUCGCAGCCCUACCACUAUGAAAUUUCAUUUGAAGAGAAAACAUGAUACAGGGCCUGGCGGCUUAUGGGCUAUUUGCGAAGAGAAAAUUAAUUCGCAGGCACCUGCAAAUUAUGCACCUCGACCAAGAAAGUCAGAUGAUGCUUUCAUCAAGGCAUUAACGACUCAGCGGCAUCAAAUACACAAUUUUAAUCCAUUUACAUCAGCAGAAACUAAAAUUGGAAAUGCCGUUGUCGAUAACAUCGACGAAGAAUACGAUCGGCUCACUCAACAUCUUCAUGUUAACGGUAUGAAAGCUGAGAGUUCGAAAGUAACCAAGAGAUGUCUGUCUCCAGAAACAUUCGAGCUAAUACGCCAGCGUGGAAUCGCACGAGCUGCUGGCAACCGCGAACUAACGUUCGAACUUGAGGAACAAGACAGACGACAGGCAAUAAAAGAGGAUCUUAAAGAGACAAAAGUAGCAGCAAUGGUCGAAGCUGCAGAGGCUGCGAAAAGCAUUCGCUAA
Molecule: messenger RNA, 600 nt
Organism: Angiostrongylus costaricensis
Lineage: Eukaryota; Metazoa; Nematoda; Chromadorea; Rhabditida; Metastrongylidae
Source: the annotation of a GenBank genome assembly